CGGUCGACUCCCCCCUCACCAUGACAACAGCAUUUAUCUAGCAUCGUCAGCAGACUGACCGUUAGCUCCUCCGCUCAGGAUUGAACAACCAAUAUUGUGUAAAAUAUCGUGUUUUCAUGAAUAUAACGGAGAUAUAUUUGAUGUAGGAGGGCUUUCUCUGCUGUGUGGAUGCGUGGGAGACCAGCCGGAGGCAGAAGAGGAAGACGCCGUUUAUCUGCGUGAACAACAUGGCUCUCCUUCAGCAUCCCCGGCUGCUGCUGCUGUUGACCGCGGUGACACUUAUCGACACUCGGUCUUUGCCGAUAUCGGAUUUAAAAUCAAGAAUAUCAGGCGUGGAGGACCUGCUGGAGGAAUUCCGCAAGCAGCUCCAGCAGGACCAGACAGGGUACAGGGCAGGCGAUGUGAUUGACUCCUGCGUGGGCGACUUCAACGCCGUCGGGGAGCGCAUCAUCCGAGCCAAGGCCUCCAUCGAGCAGGGGGCCAGCUUCCUGUCCGCCCCGGCCACGGUGUACACCUGGAAGGACUGCCUGCACGCCUGCUGCUCCCAGCCUCACUGCACCGUGGCGGUGGUCCAGCAGGACCUGAGGCAGCCCGGGGACAGUCUCAGCUGCUACCUGUUCAACUGCACCUACAGGAAUAAAAACGUGUGCUCCUUCGCCCCGCAGCAGGGCUUCACCACGUACAGCCGGACCGCCAACACAACGGAGGGACACCUCCCUGUUUCUCCCGGCGGCUCAGCCAGGAGGCCCGGGGAAGGACAUCCCGAUGAGGAGGGCACACAAGAUGUGGAUGAGCCUCCUCGCAGUGACGCUGGACAGGAUGUGGUGAUCCAGCUGCCCACAGACUGGGCCGUCCUGGAUGGACGGGACAGCGUGGACGACCACAGGAUCGACCACUAUGAAUGGACUCUUGUUAAGGGGGACACAGCCAUCAAUAUGAAGGCGACUCACCCAGGGCUGCUGAAGAUCAGCGGUCUGCAGGAGGGAGUCUACUCCUUCCAGAUGACCGUCACAGACACAGCGGGCCAGAAGAGCUCUGACAACGUCUCUGUCACUGUGCUGGCACCAAAACACCAAGCAGAAGUGUGCACAGGUCACUGUUCGAAGUACCAGUUCCGGUGUGAUGACGGUUGCUGUAUUGACAUCACCUACGCUUGUGAUGGGAAGCAACAUUGUUCAGACCGCUCUGAUGAAGACUUCUGCCCAAAAUUUGACAGCAACAGGAAGUCAGUGACCCACGCCUCUGAUCUGUCAAGCCCUCAUCGGCCUGUAGCGCAGACAGACGAGGCAGAGGACGACGUCAUGCUCCGGAGUGGGCAAAGGAAUACCGUACAGAGCAUUGUACCACCUCAGGACAGGAGCAAGACUGUUCCUCCACAAAGUCCCAGUCAGCAGGAGGAUUCAGCCAGUCAAGAUCCAUGUGCUGCGGCGCCAGUUGUCGGACCCUGUAAAGCCGCUUUUCCACGCUGGUACUACGACCAAAAUGCAGGAGCAUGCAAACACUUCCUGUAUGGCGGAUGCCAGGGCAACCACAACAACUUCCUCCAGGAAUCUGACUGUGUCAGUGAAUGUAUACAAAAAAGUCCAGCGUUCAAGCCAGCAACUGUAGCUCCUCCAAUCACCAAACAGACUGAGAUAGCUGCCCCUAAGGUCUCCCAGAGCCAAUCAGAAAACGACCUCCCCGUCUCCAAACCGUUUCCAGUACUAGGAGGUCAUCCAGGACCGGAGUCAGGUGCGAUCCUCCCUCUGGCUCUCGGCCUCAUCAUCACCGCCCUGCUGCUGCUCAUGAUCGGCUGUCGUCUCAGACUUGUUCGACACAAGAUGAAGAAAGCCCGUCCUCUCACCACGGAGGAGUCAGAUUACCUCAUCAACGGCAUGUACCUGUAGCCACACAGCCAGGGGCAGCAAACACAAGAGAUCUGAGAAACAUGGGCGAGCCUGAGCCAGGACUUAUUCAAUUUGCACUCUAAGUUUCUUGCAGCCCGGUGUCUGUAAUCUGUCCUCACUUCAGGGUGGAAACAUCCCAACCCUCUGCUGUCAUGAACGUUUCUGAUCAUCAACACACUAAACCCCUCUGACUGGUAAAUCCGCUGCUGACAUGCUGCCUUUAAAGCCACUGACACAUACUCAGAUGCUUGUGAAUUCAUACAUAUAUGUUGUUUUAAGAAAAUAUCAUUGUGUCCAAUGAAGAGUUGAUAUUCCUUGUUUAAUACUGAUAUACAGCUACCUACGUUCCCCUAAUGACUUCUGAGAUACAUACAGUACAAGAGACUGUUUUUCCCCUUUAUUACAGUGAAUUUUAUUACUAAAAAAUAAGUUGCUUUGAUGCCAAACAUUUUUGUUUUCUGUCCCCACUAGUGCAACACAAAAAUAUUGUUGUAUUUUGUGCCACUAGGUGGCGCUAAUGUGGCAUGUUUGUGUUGUACAUUUUACUUAAUUUGCCUGAAGGGAAGAAGUGUUACUCAUUGGAGUGCCUGUUGUAGUGCACUUUUCUUUUCUUUUUUUGACUGAGUAGGAAUCAGCACCAAAUUAUUUGAAAGUAUUUCUCUGGAUCAUAUAAAGCCAUAGCAAAUUAUAUCCAUCCGAAUCAAUUAUUGUCUCAAUUUUGGUGCCUAUUUUUAUUUACUAAGCAAACUUAUGUGGAGUAUAUAAUAUAUUUGAGCACAUGUAUUCCCUUAAAGUGCUGUCUUUCAUGUGAGAUUAAAGUUUAUUAUAAAUCAAAAA
Centropristis striata (black sea bass) is the source of this 2723-nucleotide messenger RNA. It is a transcript of the gene lrp11, whose product is annotated as low density lipoprotein receptor-related protein 11. NCBI's taxonomy places the organism in Eukaryota, Metazoa, Chordata, Actinopteri, Perciformes, Serranidae. The transcript has 9 exons. Bases 228 to 1886 code for a protein of 552 amino acids. The record is from RefSeq and is a predicted model, not a curated record. Gene Ontology annotation, molecular function: protein binding; serine-type endopeptidase inhibitor activity.